Messenger RNA from Tigriopus californicus, 1410 nucleotides. Its product is annotated as properdin-like. The transcript has 5 exons. The record is from RefSeq and is a predicted model, not a curated record. Bases 186 to 1115 code for a protein of 309 amino acids. Lineage: Eukaryota; Metazoa; Arthropoda; Copepoda; Harpacticoida; Harpacticidae.
UGUUAGCACUACAUUUAAUUAAAAGCAGACUCGCACUAGCGUACACAGUGAAGCGGGAAAUUGAUUGGCUAAUUGGAAAGGUCCUCUAGAGAGCGGAAAAAAGAGGGGAAAGGAGAACGGGCAUUUUUGAUACAAACAAGACUAACAAAUCUUCUCAUUAGACUUCGAUAUCUCAAUCUCUGACCAUGUCGAUAUUUAUGCCAUUGGUCACGACCUUGUCUCUUCAAUGCAUAACUACAGCCGAAGCCUCAAAAGUCUUCAAAUUUUAUGGUGGUGAAGGUUGUGGUGUGUUGGAACCAUUUCGCAUUCUGGAUCGACCUCAAAUAGAUGAGCCGGCUUCUAAAUGCACUAUUCUUGAAUCAUUUUCGAAUCAACUCACUGAACAAGAGAUCAACUACAUAGAGGAAGGUAUUGAACCAAAUGAAGGUUGGUCUGAAUGGAACAUGUGGAGCCAAUGUACCUCGACUUGUGGCUCUGGCACCAAAUUUCGAACUCGAAUGUGUGAAGAGGGAAAAGAUUGUGUUGGGUCAACGAGACACAUCAAGUACUGCAACCCUGUGUUCUGUCCUAUUGAUGGAGGAUGGGGCGAAUGGACAUCCUGGGGGGAAUGUUCUGGUACAUGCGGAACAACAACGAUGUCCAGAAAUCGAGAAUGUUCCAACCCUCCAAUGAAGCACAACGGCAAGCCGUGUCCAGGACAAAUGAAGGAGUUUCAACAAUGUGAAUUUCUUGGUCCCUGUCCAAUUCAUGGAGCAUGGACAGAUUGGUCUUCUUGGACCCCCUGCACCAAAUCUUGCGAUUCUGGAUUGCAAUCAAGAAAUCGGUCUUUUGUUCCAACCCUGUCCCUGCAUUCAACGGCAGAACCUGCCAAGGUACCGCCAAUUCGACACAAGCUUGUGGCCACCGAUCCCUGUCCAAUUGAUGGUGCCUGGACCACAUGGAGCGUCUGGUCCUCAUGUACCGCCACUUGCGGACCCAGUAAUCAAGCCCGAACGAGGAGUUGCACCAAUCCCGAGCCCCAAUAUGGGGGUAUUGAUUGCUCGGGGGAUACAAUCGAGAGUAUAAUCUGCCCUACAGACCUUGUCCAGGCAAGUUGGGGUCGGAUAUCGAGAUGAUUAAAAUUGGGUAGCAACGAAGUAAAACAAAAUCAUGCCAUGUCAGACGUUAACACAUAACAUGUUGGCUGCGCAUGUGGCUAUGUAUUGUGGGUCUAUAUUAAAGCGUAGGCUUGGACUAUAAAGAUUGACAAGCGUCGGUUUUGAUUCGCAUAAAAAAUUCAGUACCUAAUUUGAGCUUACAGUCCUGAAAAUAGGCUUACAAAGCCCAAUGAAGGCGUGGAUCCAUCUAAGUACUUAUACGUAAAUGUCAUUUCAACCAAGCCACUUAAGGCAGUGUCUUGAAGUUUCGAUA